This is a messenger RNA of Galendromus occidentalis (western predatory mite), 3579 nucleotides long. RefSeq lists its product as uncharacterized. NCBI's taxonomy places the organism in Eukaryota, Metazoa, Arthropoda, Arachnida, Mesostigmata, Phytoseiidae. Gene Ontology annotation, biological process: DNA integration. The transcript has 3 exons. Bases 1 to 3579 code for a protein of 1192 amino acids. Gene Ontology annotation, molecular function: nucleic acid binding; zinc ion binding. The record is from RefSeq and is a predicted model, not a curated record.
AUGGAUGCAGUACCCCCACCUCCGUUUCUGGCGGAACCAGGAGAGCCACAGAUUCCUUUCGACGAGUGGUAUCAAGUGUUUUUGGCGUAUCUGCUGGCGAAGGACGGAGAGAACUUCUCCGAUCUGAGGAAGAAGGCCACCUUGCUCAACGCUCUCGGAUUGGAGGGCCAACGACAGUUUCACGCAUCGAAAAACGCCCCGUUGAGCCAUCCCGUGAGCGCGGAGAGUCAGCAGCCCGAAUACGACGACACAGUGCAGCGGUUAAGAGACCGAUUCUGCAAGAGGAAAUCGAAAGUCGUCUGUCGGUGCGAGUUUUUCUCGAGAAUACAGCACGAGGGCGAAUCGGUGGCAACGUUCGUGACAAAUCUCAGAAGGCUGGCUGCUAGGGCCGACUUCCGGCAUUAUACCGAAAAUCAGGCGGUGCUGGACCAGCUCAUAGCACGAACAUCAAACAGCGAAAUCAGAGAGCGGUUGCUGCUGGAAGGUGACAAUCUCGGAUUGGAGGACGCCGUGCAAAUGGCCGUCCGGCUCGAGGCGGCUGAUGUGGAGGCGCGGCGCUUGGCGGCGACCGUUCAGAUAAGCGCACAGGUGGCCACGGCCUUGCGAGACCCUAAUGCUAUCAACGCGAUAGGAAGGACCCCAAAUACGCGUCAAGAGUCCCGCAUGUCAUCACAGCGCAAACGGAGCCAAAGCCGGGCGCCACCCGCGAGGCCUAAAUGUUGGAACUGCGGCGUCGAGGGUCACUUCGCGAAGGAAUGUCGGCGUCGUGGAAUACGUGCGAUCGAAGAAGAUACAGAAGCCGGAUGCGAGGAGUCGGAGAUUCAACAGACAGGUAUAUCAGCAUCAGUGUAUUCUGUAGGAGGAGACCAUCAGCCUAUAAUGUGUAGAAUUCGAGUGGAUGGGUCACACAUAGAUUUCAUGAUUGACUCGGGAGCUCAGGUCUCGGUUUUGAAUGAAUUCACGUACAAAACCUACCUCAGGGAAACACCUCUGAAACAAACGAAUCGAAAGAUAUGGGCGUACAAUAGAAAAAUCAUUGAAACGGUGGGAGUGACAGAGGCUUCGGUCGAUUAUGAGGGACGUAGCGUGAGAGGACUAUUCUUCGUAGCACGGAGCGGGGCUAACGUCCUCGGAGUUGAUAUAAUGCGGAAAUCGGGAAUGACGAUCAACGUGCGAGAGGGGACCUGCCACGUCGCAUCGUUGAGGGAACUAGAUUUUGAGUCAGAAUUUCCGGAGGUCUUUGAUGACGGACCGAGCAACGUCAGACAUUUCUGCCAUAAAGUUAGGGUUCGGCCAGAGGUAACGCCAAAGCAACAGAGAUGCCGCCGGCUGCCGUUCGCGAUACGAGAAAGAGUGAGAGCGGUCAUCGAUCGACUAGAACAAGAGGGGGUAAUUGAACGUAUUCAGGCGUCAGAGUGGAUUUCCCCGAUCGUGGUUGCCGAGAAGAAAAACGGCGAUGUUCGGUUGUGCGUGGACCUUAGGGAGGUAAAUAAAGCGGUGGUCCAGGACGCGUUUCCCUUGCCACAUAUUGAGGAUCUCAUGCAGCGACUGGCAAAAGGCCGAGUUUUUUCGAAAAUCGAUUUGAGGUCGGCAUAUCAUCAGAUCCCAUUGCAUGAAUCAUCGAGAGAUCUCACGGCGUUUGUAUCACCGUGGGGGCUAUUCAGAUACACGCGCGUCUGUUUCGGGUUGGCUUCGGCCCCGGCAGCGUUCCAGGCAUUCAUGGAAGAAACCUUGAAAGACUUGGAGGGAGUUAUCUGCUACUUGGACGAUGUUUUGGUCGUUGGCGAAACGAGGCAGGUUCACGAUGAAAGGGUACGAGGGCUCCUCAGGACCCUUAGCGAAAGGGGUUUGAAGGUGAACAACAAGUGUGUGUUUGGAGUGGAGGAGACGGAGUUCCUGGGCCAUGUUGUGAGUUCUAAGGGGGUGAAACCAUUGCCGGACAACGUUAAAGCAAUAGAGAAUGUGCCGGAGCCAAAGAAUGUCUCUCAAUUGCGCUCCUUCCUGGGCAUGGCGGGGUUUUAUCUCAAAUGUGUCCCCCGCUACGCAGAAUUGGUGGAACCGCUCAAAGAAUUGCUUCGGAAAGAAGUGAAAUUCGACUGGCGGGAGAGACAACGAUUAGCGUUCCGUGCCGUCAAGGGAGCAAUAGCGGAGGCAGCGCCGCUGCGCGUGUUCGACCCAGCGUUACCACUGGUGCUGACCACCGACGCCUCGGAUUAUGGCUUGGGGGCGGUGUUGCAGCAGCGGGUCAACGGCAAGCUAGAACCACUGGCGUACGCAUCCUGCUCGCUGUCAGAAACUCAACGCAGGUACUCCACUAGUGACAAAGAGGCCUUGGCGUGCGUAUGGGCGAUAGAGAAAUGGCAUGUAUACCUCUGGGGGAGACGUUUUACGCUAAAGACAGACCACAGGGCGCUGGUUUCGCUCUUCGGAACGAAGGGAGCAGACCGUAGGUCGAUACGGUUGGCGCGGUGGGCGGAGAGGCUGGGAGCGUACGCUUUCGACGUUGAGUACAAGCCGGGAGUCGAGAACGUGAUUGCGGACGCAUUGUCGAGACUACCAGAGGCACAGGAGGGGGCGGUGGAGGUAGAUGACGACGGCGAGUCUAUCCAUGAACAAUUGAGUGUCGUUGAUGGAAUUCUCAUGAGAGGAGAGAAAGUUGUGCUGCCGACAGGCUUGAGAGAGAGAAUAAUACAAGCGGCUCACGGGACGAGUCAUCAGGGAAUGGCUCGAACAAAAAAGGCGGUUCGAGACUGGUAUUGGUGGCCACGAAUGGACGCGGGGGUGGAACACCUUGUACAGUUAUGCGAGAUUUGUGGCUCGCAUGACAAGUCGGCUAGAACAGAGAGACCGUUGGCACAGGUUGUGCCGCCGCCCACAGGUCCGUGGGAGAAGAUCGGUAUCGAUGUUCGAGGCCCUCAUUAUAGGUUACCACCCCCGUUUCGCUAUGCAGUGGUAGUAGUAGAUUACUUCUCGAAAUGGCCAGUUGUCCGAUUCAUGUCAGAGGCGACCUCAGAAAAAAUUGUUCUGUUCUUGAGGAAUGUCUUCACGUGCGAAGGAACCCCGAAAGAGAUAGUGUCGGACAACGGACCUCAAUUUGUGAGCCGAACGUUUGACUUGUUCAUGAAGCAGCAUAAUAUUGUACACUGUAGAACAGCGGUAUAUAACCCUCAGGCCAACGGACUCGUCGAGAGAUUUAAUCGAGUCCUAGGCGACAUGUUAAAAACAGCGGAACUCAUGUCAAUGAAUAAGAAUAAUUUAGAUAUUGUGAUACAAGAAAUGUUGGCCGACUACAGGAAUACACCUCAUCCCACUACCGGCGAGUCACCGUCGGUACUGCUGCACAGCCGGGCAAUGAGAUCCGGAGUUCAAAUCACAGACUUCCAUGAACUACGCAGAAUUAAGCCGUCAGGAGAGAUCAAAUCACGCAUCGAAGAAAACCAAAGGAGAAGACUCGAAAAGGAAAACGAAGUCGGUCAUCGCACCCGUCAGAGUGGACCGUCAGGUGGGGCAGUCCACAUUCCGAAUGUCAGACGGAAGGACAUGGAACGCGAAAUCCCUGGCGGCGGUCCCAAAGAGUGA